Molecule: messenger RNA, 1626 nt
Organism: Entamoeba invadens IP1
Lineage: Eukaryota; Evosea; Mastigamoebida; Endamoebidae
Exons: 1
Coding region: 1-1626 (541 amino acids)
Source: RefSeq, a predicted model, not a curated record
AUGAUUGCUUUAUUUGAACUAACAAAAACACCAGAAGAUUUUUUAAAGGUCAGAAAAGUCUAUUAUGACCUUUCCAAAAGUUUUUUUAACGCACUUGAUGUAUUAACUAUGAAUGAUUGUCGGUUAAAUGUUGAACCAUUUGAUUCAUUUAAUUUGUUAGAAAAACUUGUUAAAUACCAAAAGUUCGCUUUUGAAGUCCCAUCAAAGUAUUUUUCUGAUGCUGUUAAAGUUGCUUUAAACAUCAACUAUACUAAAAUAUAUGAUAUAAUUCGGAAUAUAAAGAACGACAUUAACAACAUCAAGAACAUUGAUAUUUUAAUAAAUUUGUGUAAAGAAAUGAUGGAAAUUCUUUCAAAACUUCUCCCUAUCGAUAAUAUUGGAAGACAUGUUAUAUUAAUAUACAGAGCCUUAUACCAAGUACAUUCAUCAAAAUGUAUUACAUGGGAAACACUCCAAGAUAUAUGUCAAAAUUUCAAUAAUCUUCGUGCAUCUCUUGAAUUGUUUAACAAAAACAACUUUUUUAUAGAAAUGGGACCAAAUAAAGUGAAUUUCUCAUCAAAAAUAUUUGGAAACAGUGCAAUUAUAAAUUCUAGUGAAAAGAAAGAUGUACAAAAAGUUGAAUACAUUAUUUUACAACAAAAUAAGCAGAUUGAGGAAUUGGAGAAAGAACUCAAAAAGUUCCAAAACAACGAAAAAGAAAAAGAAACACAAAUAGAAACUCUAAAAAUAGAAUUAGAACAAUUGAAAUAUGAAAAUUUGGAAUAUUUUCAAAUGCAUAAAAAAAUGAAAGUUGAAAAAAUCAUAAAUGAAAAUCAACUUUUGAACAAUUGUUUAGAACAAGUUACACAACAACUCGAUCAAUUGAAAUUAGAUUUGAAAAAUAAAAAUCAAGAACUCGAAAAUUGUAAAACAGAAAAUAGCCAAAAUAAACAAAUCAUUGAACAACUCAAUACUAAUAGUUCCCAGCAACAAUUGCUUAUUGAAGAAUUAAAGAAACAAAUUUCCAAACCUCAAAACGACUCAACUGAUAACGAUAAAGAGAUCCAAAUUGAAACUUUGAAAAUGAGUUUAGAAGAACAAUCACAAAAAGCUUCUUCAUUGAAUUCCCAAAUUUUGCAAUACCAAAAAAUGAUUCAAAAAAUGGAAAUUGAAAAAGUCAAAAUAGAAAAAGUGGAAGAUGAGAAAAACGAAAAUAAUACCAUUCUCACAGAAUCCGUAGAAAUUAAAGCGCCUCUAUUGCUUUUCUUAAGCGGUGGGAAAUUCUCAGUAGAUGUCCAUGGAACUGUUAUUGAAUUUGAUAUGCCAGCAUUUGCUAUAGCCCCCUUCACAUAUCAAAUUGAAAAUGUUGGAGUGGUUAAUGGAAAAAGUGGACAAAAGUAUGAAUUAAAAGUAUUAAUGGAAGACGAAAAUGAUAGUGUUAUAGAUGGGAUUAAUAUGUUGAAAACUAUUUAUGUACCAAAACAGUUUGAAGGGCAAAGAGUAAAUUUACCACUUCAAAUUUUAGACUUUAAUCAGACAGUAACUGUUGAUGUGCAAAACAAUUCUAUGUUUAAGAUUGAAGGAUUCGGGUGGUUCGACGAAAAUCAUAAAAGAGGAGAUUUAUGCGUUACUCUCAAAAUUGUUUGA